Molecule: messenger RNA, 1594 nt
Organism: Boleophthalmus pectinirostris (great blue-spotted mudskipper)
Lineage: Eukaryota; Metazoa; Chordata; Actinopteri; Gobiiformes; Gobiidae
Product: serine/arginine repetitive matrix protein 1
Exons: 2
Coding region: 1-918 (305 amino acids)
Source: RefSeq, a predicted model, not a curated record
AUGGAGUCACAACAACUGCCUACAGACCCAGCAGUGCAUCCUAGACCCCAGCGGGAGAGACGGCUACCCUCACACCUGGAUGACUUUGCAGUUGGAUAUCAUCCCACAGUUACAGAUCCAUCUACCCAGCCUGCACCAGUACCUACAGCUGAGGAUGGAGCAGCAGCCCCAGAGCUCACUGUGCUUAGAUCACCUUCGCCACAACUGCCUGUGAGAAUACAGUCACGCCGAGGCUCAGUAGCUUCUCACCACAGUACAGCCAGAUCCCAAGCCAGUGCUCGUUCACUAUCCCAGAGAUCUCUUACUAAGACGCUGUCAGAGCUGCAGAAUGCCAUGUUGGAGGAGAGGAUGAAGCGCAUGGAGCUAGCAGAGGCACAGAGGCAACAAGCACGAGAGGCCUUGCAUGAGAAAGAAGAGCUUCUCAGAGAGCAAGAGCAGCAGAGACGUCGACUAGAGGAGAAAGCGGAGAUUGCGUAUAAGACCAAAGAGGCUAUCACCAGACAGCAAAUACUGCAACGCAGACUGAAGGAGAAAGAGAUGGAAGUAGAGAAAGCUGCUCUUAUCACUUCCUUCCUGAAAGAAGAGGAGACAAAGAGUCCACCCCACUCCAGGCCCCUCAGUGUAAGUGAGUACAACCUGAGGCUCCCAUCCACAGCCCAGCCAUUACCACCACGCUCACAGGGUCCCCCUGAUAUGCUCCACUCUACUCCUGUCACCCAAGCUCCUCCUCCAGUCAAUAUAUAUACAGUCAAGCCUCCUGUCUCUACUAGUCCCUCACCAAUCCUAGCUGCUGCUAUACAAGACCGUGUUUCUGCCAUCACCAUCCCUCCUGUUGUUCCAGUCGCCAACCCUAGUCCACUACCACGUCAUAGCCACACGGUGGGUGCCCUCAUACAGCAUGCUGCAUCACCUUCCUAAUUGCCAUAUACUGCUCCAUUCAACCAAGCACAGAUGAUCCGCAGCCACGCCCAAGUCCAGCAUGUGCCUUCUCCUCCAUCCCAGCCAAUGCCACAGGCUGUGAACACGCUGCCUUAUCCUGCCCUGCCAUCUAUCCCUCCCCAGGUGACAGGUCCUCCUCCAGGCCUCAGAGCAGCACCUGGCACAGACUUGCUGGAGUUAUUAGUUGCCACGUCCUAUGGACUUCCUCGGCCAGCCUUACCCCAUUUCACUUCUGGGAAAGAAUCAGACUUUGCCCUACUCAAGAUGGCUCUUGACAAUUUACUCAAUGCCCAUGCCCAUCUCACUGAACAAUUCAAAUACCAAGUCCUCCUUGAUUAUUUGAAGCUGCCCAGCGCCUACAAACUAGCCCAAGCCUACAUGCACGACCCCAGGCCGUACACAUCCGCUCUCCAGGCGCUUCAAGAUAAAUAUGGACAGCCACACCAGCUUGUGCAGAGUGAGCUAAGCGCCAUCUUGAACUCACCACCCAUCCGAGCUGGAGACCCAGAAGCCUUUGACAACUUUGCCCUGUCAGUACAGGCUUUAGUGGGCAUGCUUCGAUCUCUAGAGGGAGAAAAUGGUUAUGAGCUGAGAUGUGGAUCUCAUGUCGACAGGCUGCUCAGCAAGCUACCUGCUAACUACAGAGAUGGUUUCG